CAUAGCAGUGGUCGCUUCUGCGGCGUAGAUUAUAGUGCAAUGAGGCGAUUGUAUAAUAAUCCCUGAGCUAGGCGUAUCACGUGAAUGCUCUUUUACACACAAAGAAUAAAAGGAGACACGAGCUCCGGCUUGCAAUGCGUUGGACUGUAAGUCCGGAAGCUAUAAAAAGGAGGGAGGCCACCUAGACUCCGCUAGUCAACCGGCCCGUACUGUAUACGGGAGUAUUGUGAGCAAGACAGUGCCGGAAAAUGCAUACUUUAUUCCAAGGAAAUAAGCGGGAAACAAUAGAGCCCGUCAAAGCGGACGUUACAGGUACUGUUCCAUCUUGGCUUCAAGGUACACUUUUACGCAAUGGGCCGGGUAUGUUUUCUGUGGGAGAAACGAGCUACAACCACUGGUUUGAUGGGCUAGCCUUGUUGCACAGCUUCACCUUCAAAGAUGGUGAAGUUUAUUACAGAAGCAAAUUCCUCAGGAGUGAAACUUUUACAAAAAACAUGCAGGCCAAUAGAAUAGUGGUAUCUGAAUUUGGAACCAUGGCCUAUCCAGAUCCUUGCAAAAAUAUAUUCUCAAAGGUAUUUUCUUAUAUUUCACACACCAUUCCCGACUUCACUGAUAAUUGCCUAAUUAAUUUCACAAAGUAUGGAAAAGAUUUUUACGCUACUACAGAGACUAACUACUUCCAGAAAAUUGACCCCAACACUCUUGAAACAUUGCAGAAGCUGGAUUACCGAAAGUAUGUUGCUGUAAAUGUGGCAACAUCGCAUCCACAUUAUGAUGACGAGGGGAAUGCCUAUAACAUGGGCACCUGCAUUGUUGAUUUUAGAAAACCCAAAUACACCAUCUUCAGGAUUCCUUCAACUACACCAGAAAGUGAGAUGAGAAAGACUUCAUGUUUGAAGAGCCUGGAUAUUGUGUGCUCAAUUCCCUGCCGCUCUGCACUCAGCCCAAGCUAUUAUCAUAGCUUUGGCAUGACAGAAAAUUACAUAAUUUUUAUUGAGCAGCCAUUCAAACUGGACAUCUUGAGGCUAGCCACAGCCUACUAUCGAGGAGUAAACUGGGCCAGUUGCCUCAAGUUUGAUGCUGAUGAUAUUACAUUAAUUCACUUGAUUGACAGGAAGACAGGGAGGCCCGUGCAUACUAAGUUCUAUACUGAACCACUAGUAUUAUAUCAUCACAUCAACGCUUAUGAAGAAGAUGAUCACGUUAUUUUUGAUGUAAUCACGUACAAGGAUAACAGUCUGUAUGAUAUGUUCUACCUGAUAAAUAUACAACAGGAUUCAUAUGACUUUGAGCAGAAGAACAAGCUAUCUUCAAAACCCUUCUGUCAGAGGUUUGUCAUCCCGCUGUUGUCAGAAAAGGGCACAGAGAUUGGCAUUAAUCUGGUCCGACUGAAAUCGACUACUGCAACUGCAAUUAAAAAGAAAGAAGAUACUGUGUUUUGCCUCCCAGAAAUAAUUUGUGAAGGAGUGGAGCUACCCAGAAUUAACUAUGAUUACAAUGGGAAAAAAUACAGAUACUUCUAUUCCACAAGAGUAGAGUGGAGGCCGGUUCCAACAAAGAUCGCAAAAGUGGAUGUAAUGACAAAACAGAUUGUUGAAUGGUCUGAAGACGACUGCUGGCCAGCAGAGCCAGUUUUUGUACCUGCACCAGACACAAAAGAAGAAGAUGAUGGUGUUAUUUUGUCCUCAAUUGUUUCUUCAAACCCAAGUAAACCUCCAUUCAUGCUAAUCCUUAACGCAAAGACUUUCCAAGAAAUCGCUAGAGCUUCCAUUAAUGCUGAUGUCCAUCUGGAUUUACAUGGCAUUUUUAUUCCCAGGAAUUCUUCAGGCUGAUGACGCCCUCUUGUGGGUCAUUUCAGAAAUUCUGUGCAGAAAUGCUGUACUUCACUCAGGUAUAACCAUGAAAAUGAAUAUCGAGAGAACAAGGAUUGAUUAUUUAUUUAUUUGGAUUCCUUGAUUUUCUGUUGGUCUAAAUCUGGAAAUUUAUCAAAGUUUUUCAGUAGUUGUUAAGAUAGGCAUGAUCUUCACCAGAGUUCACAAAAUGAAAUGAUGCGGGUUGACUGGAUGGCAGACUCCCUCAUCUCGUACUCUCUCACGUCGGCUGAGGUUUAAGAUGCCAGGCAGUUGCGGUAAAGAGGCCUGGUUACCUUAAGGAAACGACAUACAGACAUGGGAAAGUGUGGAUUUUUAGACAGCAGGAUUUCUAAUUUUUUCCUGCUGCUAUUCUUUACAGAGUUUUUUAUUUGCUUUGUAAGCUUUUGUUUCAAGAAAUUAGUCAUUCUUAUGUAAAUUAGGUAAAAUAUUUAAAUUUGUCUUUUAUAAUAUAGAGUGCAAGAUGAUUCGCUCUUUAAAAAUCCAAAUUUAUCAUAAAUACUUUAUUA
Molecule: messenger RNA, 2380 nt
Organism: Polypterus senegalus (gray bichir)
Lineage: Eukaryota; Metazoa; Chordata; Cladistia; Polypteriformes; Polypteridae
Gene: bco1l
Product: beta-carotene oxygenase 1, like
Exons: 11
Coding region: 249-1832 (527 amino acids)
Biological process (GO): carotene catabolic process; retinal metabolic process
Molecular function (GO): beta-carotene 15,15'-dioxygenase activity; carotenoid dioxygenase activity
Source: RefSeq, a predicted model, not a curated record